Molecule: messenger RNA, 1254 nt
Organism: Colletotrichum graminicola M1.001
Lineage: Eukaryota; Fungi; Ascomycota; Sordariomycetes; Glomerellales; Glomerellaceae
Product: FAD binding domain-containing protein
Exons: 2
Coding region: 1-1254 (417 amino acids)
Biological process (GO): ubiquinone biosynthetic process
Cellular component (GO): mitochondrion
Molecular function (GO): FAD binding; oxidoreductase activity
Source: RefSeq, a predicted model, not a curated record
AUGAGUAGACCAUUCAAUAAGGUCGUCAUCGUCGGCGCUGGCCCCUCCGGCUUGCUCCUCGCCCUGCUGCUCUCCAAACAUGGAAUCCAGGUGCAUGUGCUCGAGGCCGAGGACCACCUCGACCAGCGACCCCGGGCCGCCCACUAUGGUCCCCCCGCCAUACCCGACCUCAUGCGUGCGGGUAUCAUCGACGAGGUCCGCCGCCGCGGCAUGGUGAACAGCCGGUACUCCUGGCGCCGCCUCGAGGACCACAGCGUCAUCGCCGGAUUCGACGCCAGCAUGCUCAGCGACGUCGACGGCAAGGACUUGAGGACCGCGUGCCUUGUCCUGCAAGAGCUCGACCAGCUCAUGCUGGACGAGUUCCUGGGCAAGUACGGCGGCUCCAUCAGCUGGGAGCACCGCGUGGUCGGCCUGGGCCAGGACGAGGAGCGGGCCUGGGUCGACGUCGAGACCCCCGGCGGCAGGACGCGCGUCGAGGCCGACUACAUUGUCGGCUGCGACGGAGCCAACAGCGCCGUGCGGAAGGGACUCUUCGGGAACGAGUACCCGGGCUGGACGUGGGACCAGCAGAUCGUCGCGACCAACACGUACUACGACUUCGCGGGCGAGUACGGAUGGGACGACGCCAACUUCAUCAUCCACCCGGAGCACUUCUUCAUGGCCGCCAAGAUCACCAACGACGGGCUGUACCGCGUCACCUACGGCGAGGAGCCGGGCCUGUCGCACGAGGAGAUGAAGGCGCGCCAGGCCGACAAGUUCCGCACCAUGCUGCCGGGGCACCCCGAGCCCCACCAGUACAGGGUCGUCAACUUCGCGCCGUACAAGAUGCACCAGCGGUGCGCCCCGCGCUUCCGGUCCGGGCGGUUCAUGCUGGCCGCCGACGCCGCCCACCUGUGCAAUCCCUGGGGCGGGCUGGGCAUCACGGGGGGGUUCGUGGACGUCGGCGGGCUGUACGACUGCCUCGCCGGGCUGUGGGACGGCCUGGCGGACGAGAGCAUCCUGGACCUGUACAGCGAGAAGAGGAGAGAGAAGUGGCAGACCAUCAUCGACCCGAUAUCCCAGGAGAAUUUCCGGAGGGUCAUGGACGCGGACCCGGCCACGAGGCUCGAGCGGGACGGGUUCAUGCAGAUGUGCCGCCGCGCCGAGGGCGACCCGGAGUUCAUGCGCGAGCUGAUGAUGAAGAGCUUUGCGGUGCGCUAUGACUUUACCCAGCACUACAACAAGGCCAACGGCAAGGAGGGGAGCGGCGCUUGA